UGAAAAUCCCAAACAGAACAAAGUAUCCUUUUUAUUUUCUAUACAUAUAUCACUUGUGUUUUUAUAUAGUGGCAGAAUCUACACUUUAACAUUUUAUAUAAUAGGAAUGCAUAAACUCUGUCUUUUGAAGACACAGGAGAGUUUGAAACAAAAUGGUAAAAGGAAUUGAACACAAGGGGGAGAAAUGCCCAAAGCAACAUAAAAAAGAAUCUAUAGGAUUGUUAGUUUUCUCCGAUUAGGAGGACAAGGGAAAAGAAGUCUAACAUGGCCCCAGUAUUCAAAGUUACCGAUCCUUGAGAUGAUGAACAGCUGACAAAAUUAGGUAAGAUAGUGAGGGGUGCUCUGUUUGGGGGGUAAAAGAUGAUUUUUUUUCCUCCCAAGUCUGCUGCUCCUUAGCUUUCCUCAAGGACUUUUUCAGGAGCUUUUAAAUUUGUAUUAAUGACUUCCAAAAGUAAAAUGUUAAAAAUCCCCAUUCCUAAGUGGCAAAUAGUUUGUAGAUGCUUAAUUUUCAUGUCCUUUUUUUUUUUUAACAUCAAAUUCCAGUAAUUUAUAAACUGUGUCUCCAGAAAGCAUCCCAAGGAAAGAACAUUGGAAUGGGAGUUAGGGGGUCAGGAUCUUAAUCACAGUUCAGCCGCUAAUCCAUGUGGCAAUGGGGUUGGGUAUAUGGAUCUCAGAUUCCUUAAAUACUGCAUGUGGGAAUACUACAUGAUCUUUAAGUUUCCUCUCAGCGCUAAAGUUACAAAUCUCCUUAAACAACGGUAAAACAUAUCCGUGUCAAUUCAACUUAUCCUACAGUUGAGUUGCAGCCAAGCAUUCGCCAGGUGAGUCAUACGGUCGUUUCUCCCCAGUUCUCAAACCAAGGAAAGAACCCUACCUACAUGCUUGUGACGGGCUUACGGUUGAUAGGAUUUUAAGGACAACAGUACAGGCAAGCUCCUAGGCCAGAAGGUCAGUAUGAACUGGAAAUUUCCAAAACAGGAACACCAAAUGGUGCUAAUUUCUACAGCCCCCGUCAGAACAAACAAAAGGCAAGGGCUGCAAUGGCGCGUGAACGUCGCACCUGCUUCUCGCGGGUUACGCUUUCCCACAUCCUUUUAUGCAUUUUCAAGCGUGAAGCUCUUUUCUUGCUUAAGCGGAAGUGGGUCUUCUACUUCCCAGAUUCGCUUGGACUGCGGGUGAGAGAUAAGACCUUAGGUAACGGUAACGCUCCCGCUAGGGGCGCCCAGGCAGUGGUGACGGCAGUCCGCAGGUCGACCGCAGUGGCGCGCCCGGGGCACGCUGGGAACGGGGGAGGGUGGUGCCGCGGCCCGGCCUGACCCGGAAGGGCUGGCCUGUGGUAACCCCGGCUUCCCUAGCAACCGAGCGGGCGCGCGUCCUCCCCAGCCUCUCCGGACGCCUCCCGGGAUGCCCCUGCAGGUUAGCGACUACAGCUGGGAGCAGACGAGGACUGCGGUCUUCAUCUCUGUGCCCCUCAGAGGCGUCAGCGUCAGGGACGCGGACGUGUUCUGCACGGAAAACUAUCUGAAGGUGAACUGUCCUCCAUUUUUAUUUGAGGUGUUUCUCUAUGCUCCCAUAGACGAUGAGAGCAGCAAAGCCAAGAUUGGAAAUGACACUAUUGUUUUCACUUUACACAAAAAAGAAGCGGCCAUGUGGGAGACCCUUUCUCUGUCAAGUGUUGACAAAGAGAUGAUGCAAAGAAUAAGGGAGAAAUCUAUCCUACAAGCACAAGAAAGUGCAAAAGAAGCUAUGGAAGCAAAAGCUUCGGCAAGGCGGGAAGAUCAAAAAUAUACACUAAAUGUCAUGAUGAAGAUUGAAGAAGAAGAGAGGAAAAGAAUAGAAGAUAUGAAAGAAAAUGAACGGAUAAAAGCAACUAAAGAAUUGGAAACCUGGAAAGAACAUCAAAGAAAAGCCGAAGAACAUAAAAUAAUUCAGAGAGAAGAAAAAUUAUAUCAACAAGAAAAGCAAAUUGAGGAAGAGAGAAAAAAAUUAAAACAUAAAGGUCUUACUAGGAAUUCAGUAUCUAGAAAUCUUGCCACAAAAGGGAGAAAUUCAGAAAUUAUAUUUUUUGAGAAGUUAAAGGAAGACAGUAUUCCUGCUCCUCGCUCUGUCGGCAAUAUUAAAAUCAACUUUACCCCUCGAGUAUUCCCAACUGCUCUCCGGGAAUCACAGGUAGCAGCAGAAGAGGAGUGGCUACAUAAACAAGCAGAGGCACGAAGAGCAGUGAAUACUGACAUUCCUGAACUUUGUGAUUUAAAAGAAGAGGAAAAGAACCCAGAAUGGUUGAAGGACAAAGGAAACAAAUUGUUUGCAACAGAAAACUAUUUGGCAGCUAUUAAUGCGUACAACUUAGCCAUAAGACUAAAUAGUAAGAUUCCACUACUGUAUUUGAAUCGGGCUGCUUGCCAUCUAAAACUGAAAAACUUACACAAGGCCAUAGAAGAUUCUUCUAAGGCACUAGAAUUAUUGACACCACCUGUUGCAGACAAUGCUAAUGCAAGAAUGAAGGCACACGUACGACGUGGAACAGCAUUCUGUCAACUAGAAUUGUAUGUAGAAGGCCUACAGGAUUAUGAAGCUGCCCUUAAGAUUGAUCCAUCCAACAAAAUUGUACAAAAUGAUGCUGAGAAGAUUCGGAAUAUAAUUCAAGGAACACAACUAAAAUCUUAAUGACUACUAGAAGCAACUAGGCAUUGUACUAGGUAUUGUUCUAAGUUUUACAAAAAUAACUGGAGGCAUUAGGAAUCUGUGCAUAUUAUGGCUGAUUAUACAGAAUCACUUUCUCUUUAGUUCUGUACAGGGCAGAAUAUUAUAAAUCUGUAGAAAAUGAAAUGUUUGAUUUCAGUGGUUUUUGAAUAAGUAAGUCAAAGUAAGAAUAAUCUAUUUUAAUUAUUUGUUUCAUAUUACAACAUAAUUGUAUUUUUUUGUUACUGAAUUCAGCUUGCCCUUAUAACUAACAAAAUAUUUGUUGGUGUGAU
Messenger RNA from Aethalodelphis obliquidens (Pacific white-sided dolphin), 2975 nucleotides. It is a transcript of the gene DNAAF4, whose product is annotated as dynein axonemal assembly factor 4. NCBI's taxonomy places the organism in Eukaryota, Metazoa, Chordata, Mammalia, Artiodactyla, Delphinidae. Gene Ontology annotation, biological process: determination of left/right symmetry; epithelial cilium movement involved in extracellular fluid movement; inner dynein arm assembly. The transcript has 9 exons. Gene Ontology annotation, molecular function: nuclear estrogen receptor binding. The record is from RefSeq and is a predicted model, not a curated record. The coding region runs from base 1405 to 2667 and encodes 420 amino acids.